GAAGAGUGAAUUUUAAAGGGGAGGGCUGAGAAAAACAUGAGAGAAGGAGGUAGAGUAGACACAGGCCGCCAGCUUACAUUCGAAAGGGAAGGAAGGAAGAGAGAAGGUCCUGCGGCUUGUGUGGAUAGGAGGGUGGAUGUUUGCAAUCUCAGAAAGCAGCAGGAACACUGUGAAUGGAGUGUCACUAUAAGGACACUUGUAAGAUGUCAUGGCGUCCGACGUACCGAAGCUCCAAGUUUCGAAAUGUCUAUGGAAAAGUAGCCAACCGGGAGCACUGCUUCGACGGUAUCCCCAUCACCAAGAACGUCCAUGACAACCACUUCUGUGCCGUCAACUCCAAGUUCCUGGCAGUCGUCACAGAGAGUGCCGGCGGAGGCUCUUUCAUUGUUAUACCUGUAUCCCAGUCUGGCCGCCUGGACUCUCAUCACCCGAAAGUGUGCGGCCACAAUGGCAACGUGCUGGAUAUCAAGUGGAACCCUUUCUGUGAAAACAUCAUAGCGUCCUGCUCCGAGGAUACUUCAGUGCGAGUAUGGGAGAUCCCAGAGGGCGGCCUGAGGCGCAACAUGAUGGAAGCAGUGCUGGAGCUGUACGGUCACAGCAGACGGGUGGGUCUGAUCGAGUGGCACCCCACCAGCAGCGGCAUCCUCUUCAGUGCAGGCUACGACUACAAGAUCCUUAUCUGGAACCUGGAGAUAGGCGAGCCGGUGAAAAUGAUCGACUGCCACACUGACGUCAUCCUCAGCAUGUCUUUCAAUACAGACGGCAGUCUGCUGGCCACCAGCUGCAAAGACAAGAAGCUGCGUGUCAUUGAGCCACGCUCCGGGAGAGUCCUUCAGCAAGCCAGCUGCAAGAACCACCGCGUAAACCGAGUUGUGUUCUUGGGCAAUAUGAAGCGGCUGCUAACCACAGGGGUUUCUCGCUGGAACACUCGGCAGAUCGCUCUCUGGGAUCAGGAGGAUUUGUCCAUGCCGAUAGUGGAGGAGGACAUAGACGGGCUCUCAGGACUGUUGUUUCCCUUCUAUGAUGCUGACACACACAUGUUGUAUCUGGCAGGCAAGGGGGACGGCAACAUCCGUUACUUUGAAAUCACCACAGAGAAGCCGUACAUCCAGUACCUAAUGGAGUUCCGAUCCCCUGCCCCACAGAAAGGACUAGGUGUGAUGCCAAAGCACGGGCUGGAUGUGGCAGCCUGCGAGGUGUACCGCUUCUACAAACUGGUCACCCUCAAGGGUUUGAUUGAGCCCAUUUCCAUGAUUGUGCCAAGAAGGUCAGACACGUACCAGGAGGACAUCUACCCCAUGACGGCAGGAACAGAACCGGCCCUGUCGGCCAGCGAGUGGCUGAGCGGAAUUGAUAGAGACCCAGUUUUGAUGUCCCUGAAGGAUGGUUACCACCGGCCAAACCAGGUGGUGUUCAAGGUCCCGGUAAAGGAAAAGAAGAGUGUGGUAGUGAAUGGGAUCGACCUGCUGGAGAACGUACCACCCAGGACAGAGAACGAGCUCCUGCGGAUGUUCUUCCGGCAGCAGGAUGAGCUGCGGCGGCUGAAGGAGGAACUGACCACCAAGGACGUCCGAAUACGCCAGCUGGAACUCGAGCUCAACAACCUGAAGAACGUUAGCCCCAACAACGCCUGACCUCUUAGACUCCUGGACUGGCAAAGCCUCGCUUCCUUUGCCCCCCAGUUCUGACCUCCAACAACCUUCUGAGCCCUUCGCCCUGCUUUUUUGAUAUAUUUCAUUAUAUCAUAACUUCAUUCUUCCUGCUGUUCCGCGUAGUGCACACAAUAACAUGGUAACCAUUGGAUAAUGUUAACUGAUCCAAAUACAAGUAAUGAAGGCAUGACAGAUCAGGGAUUGCCACUUAAGCAUUAAAUCACUGAUAUAGAAUGCAGAGAAUUUUGGUAUUUUCUGUUUUUAUAAAUGGAAAUGAUUGAUCUAGCAAACUGUUAAGUGUUAUUCCACGCCGCCUAGGUAUUCGUCUCAUUUUGCCUACCCUCUUGUCCAUGUGGCAAUGCCUUGAUCACCGUGCAACAACAAAAAAAAAAAAACAAAAAAAAAAAAAGUCCUGUACUGACCAAACCACCUCCGAAUUGUAAUUUUUAUGUUGAGGUUAAAACUGGAGAAGACUAUUACUGCUCCUAUUUUUCUUCCCCAAGGCCUUAGACCCUGCUGCGGACCCAGUUUGCAGCGAGCUGCAACAUUAUCUCAAAAUGGCGGACGAGGAGAGCUUUGCAGACAUGGACCAUGUUUUUCCCACCGGGCUGCUUAUCCCAUUACCUACAAACAGUGGCUAGAGAUUUACUUUGUCACACCGACACUUAGCUACUCCAGACAGUCUUUUCCCAAGGACAGCGCACAGUUCACUUUGUUCAGGUAUCUCUUUAUUUAAACAGCGGAGGAGACAUGGAUCCGAGGGAAGCUUUGCUGGCUGUUGCUGGUUUUUAGGGCUAAUUUUGAUGAUGGGGGUAAUGUAUAUUUGCUUUUAUUUAUUAUUUGUCACCGCUUACCUUUUUAGCUAAUAACAUGUAUAUUUCUUAAUCCCUUUGUUUUUGUAUGACACUCUGCGCAAGUAAUGAUUGUGAUGCUUGAUAGAUUUUGCUGAAUGUUUCUGGUGGAAAUGGUGCAAGACUUGUGUGAAACGGCACCUUAAAAAGGUAUCAUUUCUUCUUAGCUCUUUGUCUCCAACAACUUAACUUCAGAUAAGUUAUGAAGCUAUAUAAUUUCCUACUUUUAAAAGUGCAAACUGUAAUAAUAACCAACCAUUUGACAUUUAAACCAAGUAUAUUACUAUUACUGAGAAAUGUUUGUCUGUAGCCGUGUAAUUUUGUUUUCAAGACUUCAGGUGACGUGCCUCUCCUCCACCCCUACCGACAACACAUACAGGAGAAAUUUGCGCUGCCUCGGUUUUACCCUCAGACCUUGUUUUCGUUCAACUUUACAUUUGAGAGUAUCCGAAUUUAAUUGGCACUAUUUUAAGAGCCGAGCUCGAGAAAUUCCACUGCAUGCGUGACAAGGAUGGAAAUAGUAAGUUAACAGCGAGUUACGGACUGAAGGUCACAAGUCUUUCCUCAUAACAUCAUCGCAGGCACAUAAAGGGCCAAAGCUUCAUAGCUUUAGCUAGAGAAAAGAAAAGAUGAGCCCUUACAAUGAAGACUUGAACAAUGGUAAAUAUCUGUGUUAAAUAAAAGGCUACAGUGAAAGUAGACAGAUUGAUGAGCUGCAGUGACAGACAGGAGACAGGUCAAGUAACUGUUUGGUCAAGACAUUUUUCACCCAACAGUUACUGCUGCAGACUCUCAAAGUAAACCCCAACGUAGAUUUGCCUAGUAUGGUAGCAAUGUACUGUAGGCGUAUACAUACUACAAGUUCAGUAUUGUGAAAAAAAAAAAAAAAAAAAAAAAAAAGGCAUUCUGUAGAUUUUUUUUUCUUGAUUUUCCAUGUCGACGAUCAAAAAUGACAACUGUCAUCACUCCCUGGAAUUCUGUAUACACGUUUUUUUUUUUAAACUGUGUUGUACAAGGACCACAAACUUCAAACACAUAUAUAAAAGGGAUUUAUUGAAGUGAAUGGGAGGGGAAAAGAAAGAAAUCAGCUGAUGACAGUGGAUUUAACAUGUAGUGAAAAAUCACUGAGGUAGGCCAAUUUGACCAUUGCGUAUACUGGAGGAAAACAAAGUCCAAACAGCUGACUGUUUUCCAGAGUUUACAUUUUGCAACAAUAAAUUUUCGAUGCACAUA
This is a messenger RNA of Oreochromis aureus, 3736 nucleotides long. It is a transcript of the gene coro2ba, whose product is annotated as coronin, actin binding protein, 2Ba. Gene Ontology annotation, molecular function: actin filament binding. The record is from RefSeq and is a predicted model, not a curated record. Gene Ontology annotation, biological process: actin filament organization. The transcript has 12 exons. Lineage: Eukaryota; Metazoa; Chordata; Actinopteri; Cichliformes; Cichlidae. The coding region runs from base 174 to 1634 and encodes 486 amino acids.